This is a messenger RNA of Lolium perenne, 1383 nucleotides long. RefSeq lists its product as uncharacterized. The record is from RefSeq and is a predicted model, not a curated record. NCBI's taxonomy places the organism in Eukaryota, Viridiplantae, Streptophyta, Magnoliopsida, Poales, Poaceae. Gene Ontology annotation, biological process: root development; shoot system development.
GCAACAGAUCGACGAGCGCGUAUGGCCAAGGCCAACGGGACACCUCCUCGGCGCCCGUGGAGCCGAUCGAGGCGAGCAAGCUCGUCGCGCUGCAGGUGGCCGAUCGAUCUGGAGCUCGAUCCAGAGUGGCGCACGGAGAACCAGGUCGCAUCCGUCCACGCGUCCCGGGCCACCCCUCGCGGAUCAUGUCCCCCGCCACCACCAUCCACCAACAGCCCGAACGUGCACCAAGCCACCGACGCCAUCGGUGCACGCGCUCUCCCCACCCACCAUGUCCCUCCGAUCCAUGGCGGGCGCCGUCCUCCCGUCUUAUAUACCAAUGCCUACUACCUCCUUCUUCUCCCAACGAGCAGCAACAAGCAAGUCAACAAGAACCAACUAACACUUCGCUUUCUGCAGCAAUGGCGCCCAGCUUCGGUCGCUCCAUCUCCUUCCCUCUCAGCCCGGCACGAGCUUCCAGGCCCCGGGCCGCCGCCUACCACGUCCGCUCCGUCUCCCUCCCCUGCAGCUCCCACCCGCUCCUCGCCCACCUCUGCAACCACAUCGCCGCCGUCCGCUCUUGGGUGGCUGAUCCGAUCUCGGCCUCUACGGGCCUCGCCCACCUCAACGCUCUCCACGCCUCGCUGGCAGAGCUCCUGCUCCUCCCGGAAGCACGCUCCGCGCUCCAGUGCGGGACCGCAGCUUGCCUCCUCGACGGCUUCCUUCUCCUCGCCGACUCGCACGGCGCGUUCCAGGAAACGGUCGUCGAGCUCAGCGCGCACGCGGCCGACGCCCAGGUGGCGCUCCGGCGCCGCGAUGACAACAGGCUCGCCUCGGCGGUGCGUUCACUGCGCCGCAACGAGAAGGACCUCGGGCGCCUCGCCGGCUCCGUGCGCGCCGCGGCUAAGUUCCCGACCGCGACGUUCUCGACGUCGUGCAGUGUGGCAGAGGUCGAGGUUUCUGGGGCGCUCGCCGAGGCCGUGGCCGCUGCCGCGUUCGCGUCCGCCGCAGUAUUCUCUACCGUUGAGGCCGUGUCCGCCGCGGCCACGAGCGCGCUGGCAUCCAAGAAGACCAUGACAUCGUCGAUCAUGUCUCUCGUCAAGAGCGGCAAGCACGCUUCGGACGACGACAAGGAGGUGGCCGUAUUAGAGAAGCUUGACGAGGUAGAGGCGUGUGUUGCCGAGAUUGAUACCGGGAGCGACAAGGUGUUCAGGAGCAUCCUGCACACCAGGGUCGCGCUCCUCAACAUCCAAACUCAAACGUGCUGUUGAUAGAUAUCACGGACUUGGCUAGCUUCUGAUGUAGUGUAGUUUUGUGGACAAUCACGAUGAUGUCCAAACCCAAGUGUACAUACUCCAUUUGGUUCACUCACUAAAGCAAAGCAAAAGCUCCUGUUCCACAACA